Messenger RNA from Perca fluviatilis (European perch), 1098 nucleotides. RefSeq lists its product as uncharacterized. NCBI's taxonomy places the organism in Eukaryota, Metazoa, Chordata, Actinopteri, Perciformes, Percidae. The record is from RefSeq and is a predicted model, not a curated record. The coding region runs from base 134 to 928 and encodes 264 amino acids. The transcript is spliced from 4 exons.
AGGUGCCCCGUAUGUGACCUCAGUGUGUUUCUCUUUCGCGCGAAAGAAGAGGUAGUUACCCACAAAACGUACAGCGAAAGACCGUGCAAAACAUUUCAGGCCGUCAUGCCGACCUGUAUACAUUUUAACAUCAAUGUACGCUGUAACGUUUUUUCACUCGCUGAAGCAGCUGCAGUUUAGAUCCUGUCGGGUCUCUGCAGCGGGCGGGGCUGCUCAGUUCUCCCCGCGACUGACGCGCGCACACACACACAAACACACACGGUGGAUGCAGGAAAAAACGGAGAGGAGACGUAUACAGGAGGGCCUGACAGCUAUGGUCGUUAUUGAAAUAUGGUACACCACAGGACGGAGCCACCGGCCAGCCACUGGAUUCUUGGAGGAAAGGCUGUGGAACGUCAGGAAGCGGUUGAGAUCAACAAGCAGGUUGCGGAAAUGUACCAUAUCAGACGAACGAGCUUUACAGCUUAAAGAAUGGUUGAGAAACAAUUCUCAGCCCCUCAGCCAGAUAGAAACCUACAUGGAGAACACGGCAGUCUACAGGGCCAAGUGGAUUAGAGACAACAAUUGGACCAUUGAUGAGAUCCUUGAAGAGUUCCCUCACCUAAUGACCAAAGACAUGCCUGGAAUAAACAUGGUGGAGUACCUCCAUGAGGCCAAGGUAUGCAAACCAUACCCCCACAUCCUGACGCUGGGAAAUGGUCAGAGUGCAUUUCAGGCCUUCGUCAUUAUAGCUGGACAGGCCCUGGAACAAGAAGCACUGCUUCAGGCCAUUGAUGUCUGCUUCAAGGCAUUCUUUGUCUUUGACAUGAAAUACCCAAAGCAGUGUGAAUAUGUGUGGGAAUUCAUACAGACUGUCAUAUAUGAAAUGCCAGGAGGGAAGUCUAAAAUGGUUAAAUUUCUUCAAAACAGAAUACUUGCUUGCAACUAGAGCUAAUAGCUCUUAAUAUGAAUUUGAAUUUGUUUUGCCUGUUGAAUGUUCAGCCAGUUAAUUUGUAAUUGUGGUUUUGCAGUUUAUAUCCUACCUGAGUGAUAUGAACUGCAACAAUUCCACUUAGAGAUGGCCCGAUAGCAUUUUUUGCUUCCCGAUACCGAUUCUGA